UCACAAAUCUUUCCAACCUCCCAUUUGGGAGUAACAUGACAUGACACUCUAGAAUUUGAAACCACUUGGACCACAUGGAGCUACAAAAGUAGGCUGGUGUUUGUUUAGAACACCUUAAUUGGCCAUAUUAACCAUUUUCCCCUUGAUGAAUGUGAACUAAACCUUGAAGUUUCUUGAUCUAUAGUCCUUUUUCUGUUAUUCAUUUGUUUAGAUUUGGUUAGGACUUCCACAAGUCCACUCAUUAACUGGCCAGGUUAAGUCAGGUCUGUCACUCGUAACAAUUUAGUCCAUAAGAUAUUUUUAAAGUAACUUAAAUGAGCUGAACCUUGAACCCUACCUGCUAGCGCAUGUAAAGUGUAAGACACUGUAAGUGCAUUAGCUUAAUCCUUUAUCUGGCUCACAGCACUCUGUGAACACGUUUCAUUGUCCACAUGCAUGCAAGGGAAGCAGGCUGAAGAUGGCCAAUGCUGGUUGCCUAUUAGUUAAAAAGUAGGUUUAGUUUGCUGUAAAAUGUUGAAAAAAUGCAGUGGCUAGGAGUGCACUUUUUGAUUUUAUUGGUUCUUUACACAGGCACUUUCUCAAAAGAGAGUAAGCCUACUGGUUGUGAACAGCAGCCAUGCCAAAAUGGAGGGACUUGUGAAAACCACAAAGAAGGUUUCCGGUGCCUUUGCUCCCAACAGAGCCAAAAUGGACGCCUUUAUGGAGGACAGGACUGCACAGUUGCACUUUUAGGCUGUGAUGAUAACCAGUGUGCGAAUGGUGGAAUAUGUACACCUCAGCUUGUCGAUGGUGAACACUCUUUCUCAUGCUUUUGUAUGGGUGGCUUCACAGGCCCAAUGUGCCAAACACAAACUGUGUUCUCCUUUGAAUCACCGGGACAUAUUUCCAUAGAGAUUCCAGACCUACAAGUUCCUGUCAAUGUAACCUUUAGCUUUAAGACAGAUAGAGAGGUGGGGACUCUGCUGCAACACAGAGUGGAUAGUUUCUUUCUCAGCAUUGAACUUGUGGAUGGACAUCUCUGUCUUAAAAGUUGGAGAUAUGGUGAAUCCAACACUUUACUUCAGAGGCUACCUAAUUAUCUAUCUGAUGAUACUUGGCACACAGUGGAGGCAUCGCUGGGUGGUUUAUUCAGCCUGAUGCAGCUGCUCUGCUCUGGGGCCAACUGCUCCAGACAAGCUUAUCCUGAGCUCAUAGUGCUAGAGCGCACCUCUGCCUCCAUACAACUACAACCUCUUCUCUAUAGCCUCACUAUUGGAGCAGUCCAUGACAUCUGGGGGGACAAUAGUGAAGCCCAGUUUCCUACAGCUUUUCUGGGAUGCUUCAGGGAUGUUUCUGUAAACUCAAAGCUGGUGGUCCCAACUUCAGCAACUAAUGAUUUUCAGACAAAUAUUACUCUAGGUUGUAGCAACAAAGACAAAUGUGCUGAGAGCCCAUGUCGAAACCGAGGCCGCUGUAAAAGCCAAAGGUGGAGGAGCUAUAUCUGUGAGUGCCACAGACCCUAUGAAGGCACGAACUGUGAACAAGAAUAUGUUACAGCACGGUUUGGAAACAAAGAACAACUAAGUUAUGCCAUUUUUUUAUUGGCUGAUGAUCUAGGAGACACUUUGACUGUAUCCAUGUUUGUCCGCACCAGACAGGCCAGUGGCCUGCUCCUCAUCCUGGCCAACAGUACGAGCCAGUACCUCCGUAUAUGGCUGGAUGGUGGCAGAGUUCAGGUCCAAAUCAACAACUUUGAGAGCCUUGGGGGUCAGACUGUCAUCAGUGAUGGACAUUUCCAUUUACUGACAAUAAAACUGGAAGGAACAACCGCCAGAUUGUUUCAGUCAGUCCAGAAUCAGGGUUCUACAACCAUUCGGCAGAUUCAGGCCAGUGAGGGAGAUAUUGUUUAUGUUGGAGGUCUCACAGACCCAAGGGCUAGUGCCUCCUUUGGUGGCUACUUCAAAGGCUGUGUUCAAGAUCUGAGGGUUAACAGCAAACGACUGCAGUUCUAUCCAAUAGCAGCUCAAGUUGAGUCCUACAAUCUCCAGCAACUCAACAAUGUGCAACAAGGAUGCGACAGUGACAACGCAUGUGCUGUCAAUCCCUGUCUUAAUAGUGGGGUGUGCUACUCCAUGUGGGACGAUUUCUUGUGCACUUGUCCCCCUAACACGGCAGGACGUCGCUGUGAAGAGGUGAAAUGGUGUGAAAUGUCUCCGUGCCCUGCCUCAGCCAUUUGCCUAUCACACCGUCAGGGAUUUGACUGUUUAUCCAACAUCACAAUUCGAAUUGGAAACAGCCCUUUGCAUUACAGAGGCAACAGCAAUAUCAAGCGCAUCCUGAACAAUGUCUCUAUAAGUUUCCGAACAAGACAGCCUGUUGCCACAUUACUGUACACACAAAAGGGCUCAGAUGUUCUCACUGUGUCUUUAAUAGAUUCCCAGCUGACAGUGCUGCUGGUUGGAGCUGACCAGAACAUUAGUUUGGUGCACAGCAUGGGUCCAGUUAGUGAUGGUCUGUGGCAUACAGUGGAGCUGAAGAUGGAGACAGCCACACUCCAGACCCCUCUGUGGGUCCUGGCUCUAGAUGGAAAUAAAAUGGCAAUAGAACGGUUCAGAAUACCUCCACAUGCACUGGAUUUUCUCAGAGAAGAUGCAGACAUUUUCCUCGGCAGCAUGAAUGCUGCUAGCAUUAACAUGUCUGGGUGUUUGGGUCCGGUGGAGAUUGGGGGUCUUUUCCUUCCUUUCCACAUGGACACUGAGCUCAAUAUUCCUAGACCACAGCUAGAGCAGUUUAUGAGAGUUGACAGUGGCAGAGUUACUUUACAAUAUGGCUGCUGGGGAGCUAGGGUUUGUGAGCCCAGCCCUUGUCAGAACAGUGGUGCUUGUGAAGAUGUCUUUGACCUGUACCAGUGCACUUGUUCAUCUGAGUGGACAGGGCUCCAGUGCCAGGACCCUACAGACAGGUGCCUCUCCAAACCCUGCCUGUUUGGAAACUGUACCAGCCUUCCAGGCGAGUACAAGUGUGACUGUGAACCAGGAUACAGGGGAGGCCAGUGUGAGCUGGAAGUCGACCUUUGUGAAAACAACAACUGUAGUAAUGGUGCUACUUGUCUGAAGAGCUUACAGAGAUAUGCAUGUCUCUGCCCUCAGAACCUGACAGGACAAUACUGCGAUGAGAAGCUUCCAGAAAUUCCAUGGUACAUUGUGACAAAACCACUUCCUCAGCUCCGUACGUCCGCUUGCAUUGGCACACGCUGGAACUACAGUUGCUUCAAUGGAGGAAACUGCUCCAAUGAAGACAAUUCUUGCCUUUGUUUGCCUGGUUUUACUGGAGAGUGGUGUGAGAAGGAUGUGGAUGAAUGUGCCUCUGGGCCAUGCAUGAACGGAGGCUUCUGUCUUAACUACAUCAACAGUUUUGAGUGUGUGUGUGAUCAGAACUUCUCUGGUAUCACCUGCCAAAUCGACGUCAGUGACUUCUACCUGUAUGUGUUCCUGGGACUGUGGCAGAACAUAUUCCAGCUUCUGUCCUACCUUGUAAUGCGCCUCGACGACGGCCCGGAGGUGGAGUGGGGCUUUCAAAUGGACUAGAGAUUAGUUACUUACCUAAUAAAUGUAAUUGUUAAGAGAAUACACAUUUUGAUGAAACCACAAGACACAUAAUUGAGCUACAUUAAAAUGUUGUUUUUUUA
Boleophthalmus pectinirostris (great blue-spotted mudskipper) is the source of this 3667-nucleotide messenger RNA. RefSeq names its product protein crumbs homolog 1-like. The transcript is spliced from 8 exons. The record is from RefSeq and is a predicted model, not a curated record. The coding region runs from base 522 to 3566 and encodes 1014 amino acids. Gene Ontology annotation, cellular component: protein-containing complex; plasma membrane. Gene Ontology annotation, molecular function: calcium ion binding. Gene Ontology annotation, biological process: establishment or maintenance of epithelial cell apical/basal polarity; heterophilic cell-cell adhesion. Lineage: Eukaryota; Metazoa; Chordata; Actinopteri; Gobiiformes; Gobiidae.